AUGAGGACUUUCCUGGGGGCAACUGAGCACCUCUUCAGGGUCGGAUGGAGAUCCUGGCAGGUGGGGCUCUGCAGGGCCCUGGUCUCACUGCAGGCUGCUUGGAAUGACUUCUCCCAACCUGUCCCAGCCAGCUGUGGCCAGCUGCUGACCCAGCUCUUCCUGUGUGGCUCCCUGGCUGCAGCGACCACAGGUCUGACCCAUCACUGGUUGGUGUCCUCGCUGCGUUAUCCUCUGGGACCCUCAGCCACCACGGUAGCUGCUAUCUGUGGUCUCCUGAUGUUCCUGGGCCUGGGCUUGGUGCCCCCGGCUCGCUGCCUGUUUGCACUCAGUGUACCCACCUUGGGCACAAAGCAGGGCCGCCGGCUGCUCCUGUCUUAUAGUGCUGCCACCCUGGCCAUCACGGUGGUGCCCAAUGUCUUGUCCAACGUGAGAGCUGCUGGGAGGGUGCUGCGCUGUGUUACCGAGGGCUCCCUGGAGAGUCUGCUCAACACCACCCACCAGCUGCACGCAGCGUCCAGGGCUCUGCACCCCGUGGGCCUGGUGAAUGGCAGAAGCCUGACAUUUGAGACCCAGGGCAACGGCUCUGCCUUUCGGCUUCACAUGCUCAGGGUCACUGAACAGGUCCUAGAGGACUUCUCUGACCUGGAGACCCUGGCCCAGGCAGCAGCCCUGGGGGCUCAGAGGGUGGUCGCAGGGGUCUUUGUACUGGGCCUUUUGGGGGAGUCCGCCUGGUACCUUCAUCGCUACCUGACUGACCUGCGGUUUGACAAUAUCUACGCCACACGGCAGCUGACUAGGAGGCUGGCAAAAGCCCAGGCCACACACCUGAUGGCCUCCCCACCAGCCUGGCUGCUUCGGGCGGCCCGACCCAGGCUGUCCCAGGAGGAGCUGCUGAGGUUUCUCCUCCGGCUGGGGCUGCUGACUCUGCUUUUGGCAGCCACAGCAGUGAUGGUGGCCACAGACCAUGUGACCUUCCUCCUAGCCCAUGCGGCAGUGGACUGGGCUCAGCAGCUGUCCAGUGUGCCGAUCACUCUCACCGUCAAGUAUGAUUCGGCAUACAGCAUCCUGGACUUCAUUCCCUUCCUCUUCAACCAGCCGUCUCCAGAGAGACCUUUCUUCUCCACUCGGAUCUCCAACCAAUGGGAGCUGCGCUUCACCUCUCCCGGCUGCCCGCUGCUUCCCGCGCAGCGCCCCCGUGUGGCCGCCUCCCUGGCCGCGGGGGCCCUGCAGCUCACAGCUUGUGCCACCAUCCUCCUGGAGACCUAUGCCCGCCGCCUGCGGCACACCAUCGCUGCAUCCUUCUUCACAACCCAGGAGACCAAGAGGAUCUGCCACCUUCACGCCCGACUCCAGCGAAGGUAUGACAGGCGCCACCGCCAGCAGCCGUCCUUGAGGACAUCUUCGUGCCCCAACACCCGGCAUGGGACACCAGAUGGCUGUAUGCUGAGCACUUGUCCCACCUCUCUUGAGAUGGUGUUUGUGGUCAUCCCUGAGGGCACACCUGGCCUGAGCACCAUGCUGAGGACUCCACUGGCGGUACAAACGGUGAGCCUGGCUCUGGUGCCCUUUGUGUACGCUGUGGCCAUGAAGGGUAAUGCAUGA
Molecule: messenger RNA, 1602 nt
Organism: Chrysochloris asiatica (Cape golden mole)
Lineage: Eukaryota; Metazoa; Chordata; Mammalia; Afrosoricida; Chrysochloridae
Gene: OCSTAMP
Product: osteoclast stimulatory transmembrane protein
Exons: 6
Coding region: 1-1602 (533 amino acids)
Cellular component (GO): membrane
Source: RefSeq, a predicted model, not a curated record